This is a messenger RNA of Aspergillus saccharolyticus JOP 1030-1, 5151 nucleotides long. Its product is annotated as kinesin-3 motor protein uncA. Gene Ontology annotation, molecular function: microtubule motor activity; ATP hydrolysis activity; ATP binding. Lineage: Eukaryota; Fungi; Ascomycota; Eurotiomycetes; Eurotiales; Aspergillaceae. Gene Ontology annotation, biological process: cytoskeleton-dependent intracellular transport; microtubule-based movement. The record is from RefSeq and is a predicted model, not a curated record. Bases 176 to 5110 code for a protein of 1644 amino acids. The transcript is spliced from 2 exons. Gene Ontology annotation, cellular component: kinesin complex; microtubule.
ACCAGCUUGCGAAACAUCAUAGGGCGGCGCUCCUUGUAGCGUUCGCGACUUUGUGUUUCCCGCUUGUACUGUCGAACAAUAACCCCUGUCACCUCGUAUCGAUAAGGACAAGAGAGAGCGGAACAGAAAAUAAACUAAGAAGAAAGGACCUUCCCCCGGUGGGAAAUAGAUCAAGAUGGCUGGUGGAGGUAAUAUCAAGGUGGUGGUGCGAGUGCGGCCGUUUAACAGCAGAGAACUCGACCGCAAUGCAAAAUGUAUUAUCCAGAUGAAAGGGAACCAAACGGUUCUCAUUCCCCCUCCCGGAGCCGAUGAUAAAUUAAGGAAGGCCGGUGGGAAAGGUGCUGUGGAAGGACCGAAAGCGUUCGCCUUCGACCGGUCGUAUUGGUCUUUUGACAAGAAUGCCCCGAACUACGCCAGCCAGGAUAACCUCUUCAGUGAUUUGGGUGUGCCCCUAUUGGACAAUGCUUUUCAAGGCUACAACAACUGUAUUUUUGCCUACGGUCAGACGGGUUCCGGAAAAUCGUACUCGAUGAUGGGGUAUGGCAAGGAGUAUGGUGUGAUCCCCCGGAUUUGCCAGUCCAUGUUCGAGCGCAUCACGGCGAUUCAGCAGGACAAAAACCUCAGCUGCACGGUGGAAGUGUCCUAUCUCGAAAUCUACAACGAGCGUGUGCGCGAUCUGCUCAAUCCCUCGAACAAAGGAAACCUCAAGGUCCGCGAGCACCCGUCCACGGGUCCAUAUGUGGAAGACCUGGCUAAACUGGUCGUGCGCUCCUUCGACGAGAUCGACAACCUGAUGGACGAGGGUAAUAAGGCUCGAACCGUGGCCGCAACGAACAUGAACGAGACCUCCAGUCGAUCGCACGCCGUGUUCACCCUCACCCUCACCCAGAAGCGCCAUGAUGCUGAAACCUCGAUGGACACCGAGAAAGUCUCGCGAAUCAGUCUGGUCGAUCUUGCAGGUUCGGAAAGAGCAAACUCGACGGGAGCCACCGGCGCUCGGUUGAAGGAAGGUGCCGAGAUCAAUCGAUCGCUCUCGACCCUGGGUCGUGUCAUUGCUGCGCUGGCAGACGUGGCGUCCGGGAAGAAGAAGAAUGCGUCCAUGGUUCCCUACCGUGAUUCGAUCCUCACCUGGCUGCUGAAGGACUCGCUGGGUGGUAACUCCAUGACAGCCAUGAUUGCGGCGAUUUCACCGGCCGACAUCAACUUCGAUGAGACUCUGAGUACUCUGCGCUAUGCAGACUCAGCCAAGCGAAUCAAGAACCACGCCGUGGUUAACGAAGACCCCAACGCACGGAUGAUCAGAGAACUGAAGGAGGAAUUAGCACAACUCAGAGCGAAGCUUGGUGGUGGUGUAGCGGCCAUGGCAGGCGCGGCGGCUGGCAAUCUUGCCGGUGCUGACGGAAUCCCACCCGAGGAAUCUUAUCCCCCAGACACGCCUUUGGAGAAGCAGAUGGUCUCGAUCCACCAACCCGAUGGCUCAGUUACCAAAGUCAGCAAAGCGGAGAUUGUGGAGCAAUUGAAUCAAAGCGAAAAGCUCUACAAGGACCUUAAUCAGACAUGGGAGGAAAAGAUGGCGAAGACGGAGCAAAUUCACAAGGAGCGAGAAACAGCCUUGGAGGAACUGGGUAUUAGUAUCGAAAAAGGCUUUAUCGGGCUCAGCACGCCGAAGAAGAUGCCCCACUUGGUCAAUCUCAGUGACGAUCCCUUGCUCGCGGAGUGUCUCGUGUACAAUAUCAAACCAGGAACCACGAUGGUCGGCAAUAUGGAUCAAGGUAGCCACGUGGAGAUCAGACUGAACGGCUCCAAGAUCAUGGCGGAUCACUGUAAGUUCGAGAACGUGGACAACAUCGUCACUAUAAUUCCUAGCGAGGGUGCCGCCGUUAUGGUCAACGGACUGCGCAUUGAUCAGCCCAAGCGCCUCAAAAGUGGUUUCCGCAUCAUCCUGGGGGACUUCCAUAUCUUCCGUUUCAACCAUCCGCAGGAAGCCCGUGCCGAACGAGUCGAGCAAAGCUUACUGCGCCAUACCGUCACUACAAGCCAGCUUGGCUCGCCUGCGCCUAACAAGACCCAUGACCGCACCAUGAGCAAAACCGGUUCAGAGAUCGAUGGUGAUUCAAGUAGGGCCGAUUCACCGAUGCCGUCUCAGCCCAGCAGGGAAUCCGAUUGGUUCUAUGCUCGUCGUGAAGCAGUCAGCGCUGUACUGGGGCCCGAUCACAUCUCUCACAUGCCUGAUGAUGAGCUGGACGCCUUAUUUGAAGACGUGCAGAAGGUCAGAGCAACACGGCGAGGUUUAGCGGAGAAUGAGAACGAAGAGGACAACGAGUCUGAUUCGCUAAGCUCUUUUCCUGUGCGAGACAAGUACAUGUCGAACGGUACCAUUGACAAUUUCUCACUGGACACGGCCAUCACGAUGCCCGGAACUCCUCGCCCCAACGAUGACGAUGAGGGACAAAAUGGAGCCGAUGCGACUCUGCAAUCUGUGCGUCAGGACAUGCAGCGGCAAUUGGACCGCCAAAAAGAGGAGUAUCAAGACAAACUGAGAAAUGCAGAGACCUCAUCUACUCAAGACGUCGAAGAUCUCCGCUCUGAGAAGAUCCGGAUGGAGGAGGCCUUGCGGACAGCGAAAGAGGAAUUCGAGGAACAACUGAGAAGACAGAAAGAGGAAUUCGAGUCCCACAUGAAAGAUUUAGGUCAACCGGUGCCCAAGGUCUAUGAGAAUGGCUUCGCCAAACUCGACGCCCGGGAACUCGAAAUUGCACGUUCGGUUCAUCGCCACUGGUCUCAGCAGAACUACGUUCGCAUGGCCGAGAAGGUGUUGCAGUACGCUUCGCUACUGAAAGAGGCUCAGGUUAUGAGUCAGAUAAUGGAUAAGAAUGUUGUAUUUCAGUUCGCGAUCAUCGAUCAUGGGCACAACAUGGCCUCGUCUUACGAUCUUGUACUGAACGGUAUCUCAGGCGAUGAGGACGUCGUUUUGGACGAUGCUCGAAAACCGUGCGUAGCUGUCCGCGUUAUCGACUUCAAGCAGUGCGUGAUUCAUCUCUGGUCCAUCGAGAAGCUUCAGCGUCGCCUGCAAGCUAUGCGCCAGCUACACCAGUACAUCGACCGUCCGGAUUAUAUUCAGCACUUUAAGCUCGAAAAUCCCUUCUCCGAAUCCUGCUCGCCUCAGUACUCGCUUGUUGGCGAUGCCGACAUUCCGCUCACGGCUGUCUUUGAGACUCGUGUCCAGGACUUCUCGGUCGAAGUUUUCUCACCGUAUACGCAGAACGUCAUCGGCAUUAUUCGGCUGUCUCUGGAACCAUCCUCCGCUCAGGCCCCAUCCUCCACGCUCAAAUUCAACGUUGUCAUGCGGGAUAUGGUUGGGUUUGCGGAAUGGGAAGGCUCGGAGGUACACGCUCAGCUGGUGGUCCCUGGGAUCUCCGAGGAAGGCGGUGCUACUACGACGCAGAUGAUCAGCGGCUUUGAUGAAGCCCCGGUCCGAUUUGAAAGCGUCCACAGCAUGAGCUUGCCACUAUCCAGCCCGCGCAGCGCUGCCCUCAAGAUUUGUGUGUAUGCGCGUGUGACCCAAAUGCACCUCGACAAACUUCUUAGCUGGGAUGACAUGCGUGACUCGGCUGAGCCAACCCCGAAGAAAAGGAAGACGCCACGGAUUGCCGAGACGGAGUUCUACUCGGAAGAGCGACACGACGUCUUUGCCCGAGUGCAGAUCCUCGAGUUGGCGGAAUCUGGUGAAUACCUUCCAGUCGAGGUUGUUCAAAGCAAUAGCCUCGAUGCAGGCACAUACCAGCUGCAUCAAGGCCUGCAGCGUCGGGUCAUGGCGAAUCUGACCUACAGCUCAACCGAAAGUCUCCCGUGGGAUGAUUUGACAAACAUUCGCGUGGGAUCUGUGCGGUUGCUGGAUCCAUGGGGCAAGAUUCCUGACCAAGACCUGCAGACUCCAGACGUGCCAUUGAAAUUUGUCCAGGAGCCAGGUGUGAAGGAGAACGCAGACGGGACUUCCAACAUUACCAUUGUUGGUCAAUGGGACUCUAGUUUGCACGGGUCUUUGCUUCUCGACCGAGUCACCGCGGACAAGUAUCGCGUCCAGGUGACUUUGAGGUGGGAUCUGAUUUCUUCACGUUUGCAAGACCCAGUACCCUUUGAGAUAGACUUGACUCUCCAGAUUCAGGGUCGGACGUAUGUGCGACCGCAAUCCAUGUUCAAACAAUUCUUCAAUACGACGCGAAUUGUGCACUCUACUGUCCGCAUGUUUUCCCUGGUUGUGCGACCAGUCUCUGCCAAGCGUGCCGCCGACCUGUGGCGCAUGAACACACAGAAUGACUACGUCAAGGGCGAGGAGUUGCUGACUACGUGGUCCCCACGCAAGGUGUCGCUUGUGCGGGAUUACAUUGCUGUGCGCAAACGCCGCCGCCGCAUAGCCGAGUUGUAUGCUGCGAGGGGAGCUCUGAGUGCCAACAGUCUGGUGGCUUCGCCUAUGCGCAGCGGACGCUCGACCCCUCUGCGCAGCCAAGACCGCGCCGGUCGCGAUGCGAGACUUUUGCAGAAGUAUCUCGAUCUGUGGGCCAAGAGGACUGAUCCCAUUGAUGCGAUUCUUGUUCGGAGCAACACCGAGCCUCCUGCAGGCGGGGCGGCUUCUUCUCGGGCCCGACAAGCUUCGUCCAGCGAUGAUGGCAACUCCAGCUCCGCCUCCGACGAGGCCUCCUUGAAGCCGCGAUUCGUAGCUACGAUCCAGACUCUGCCCAAGAACACCUCUGCGCUGAAGUCGGGAUAUCUGCUCACUCCGGACGAUACCAACCGCCACUGGGUGAGACGUUUUGUUGAGCUUCGCCGACCUUAUCUCCAUGUCCACUCUGUCCCUGACGGGGACGAGAUCAAUGCCAUCAACCUUCGCAACGCGCGAGUGGACCACUCCCCGGACUUUGCACGACUUCUCGAUGGUCCGGGCACGGGGGACCGCGGAUCUCGGGGUCGUCAUGUGUUUGCGGUGUAUGGAUCGCAGAAUACGUUUUUGUUUGCCGCGCGAACGGAAGCUCAAAAGGUGGAGUGGAUCUUGAAGAUCGAUGAAAGCUACUUCAACAAUGCGGGGGCGCGGGCGAUGACGAAUGGUGGUUGAGUCAUUUGUCGGUUCUUCCCCCCGAUUCCCCUCUGUAAUAC